Mercurialis annua (annual mercury) is the source of this 2014-nucleotide messenger RNA. Its product is annotated as sulfite exporter TauE/SafE family protein 3-like. The record is from RefSeq and is a predicted model, not a curated record. Gene Ontology annotation, cellular component: Cul4A-RING E3 ubiquitin ligase complex; membrane. Bases 475 to 1902 code for a protein of 475 amino acids. Gene Ontology annotation, biological process: protein ubiquitination. The transcript is spliced from 11 exons. NCBI's taxonomy places the organism in Eukaryota, Viridiplantae, Streptophyta, Magnoliopsida, Malpighiales, Euphorbiaceae.
UGCAUUAAAUUUUAAUGUGGCAUUGACUAAGUGACAAAUAUGCGGAAAGAUGUUGUGCAAAUCAAUGGAAUCUUUAGUUUCUGGAGAUUCUGCAAGUCAUGUUGUUAAAAUAAAACUGUAGUAGUUUUGAAGACAUUUUGUGAUGGCCAUAUACAUGCUUUAUUUAUUGAAAUCUAAAACGUGCAGAGUCAAAUUCGAUUUUGUUGUGGAAAUUGCUGCUAUGGUAUUAUCAAUAUUUUAAAAUUCUAUGAAUAAGAAAAUAUUUGAAGAAUUCCAAUAACAGAAGUUUGGUGGGAAUAGAAUUUUGGCAAGCUUAAACAAUCACUCUCUAUAUUUAUUUAAGUACAUUUUAUAGAAUAAGUAUAUUUUGGAGGUGCAUUUCGUUUACUUUAGAGUCCUCCUGUUUAGAUUUAUAGUAUUUGGUUUCUGUUAUUUGGUUUGAAGCAGAAAUCGUCGAGACUGAAAACAUUAUUAAUGGGUAGGAAUGGAUCAAAAGAAUGGGACUUAAGAUUGAGAUCAGGAAGCUCUUUGCUUGGUUUAGUUGUUAUAGCUUUGUUGGUGACAGCGGCAGAGUCGAGUUUGCAACAAGAAGCAUCAACUUUCAAUCAGACUCAACGUGAUGAUGCAUAUUUGCAGCCUGGAAACGGCGCUCAUUCAGAUUAUGAACAUGUCUGGCCGAAAAUGAAAAUUGGCUGGAAAAUUGUGGUGGGGGCAAUAAUCGGAUUCUUAGGAGCAGCGUUCGGGAGUGCAGGAGGUAUUGGUGGAGGUGGAAUAUAUGUUCCAAUGCUAACUCUGAUUAUUGGGUUCGAUGCGAAAUCAUCAAUAGCAUUAUCAAAAUGCAUGGUAACUGGCGCAGCAGCUUCAACAGUGUACUACAAUUUGAACCAGAGACAUCCUACUCUCGAAAUGCCGGUGAUUGACUAUGAUCUUGCUCUUCUGUUCCAACCAAUGUUGGUUCUUGGAGUCAGCAUCGGUGUUACUCUCAAUAUGAUUUUUGCUGAUUGGAUGAUCACAGUUCUGCUAAUUAUUAUCUUCAUUUUUAUGUCAACCAAGGCUUUUUUAAGGGGAAUUAAAACAUGGAAGAAAGAGACCAUAAAAAAGAAGGAGGCUGUCACGCCCUUGGGAAAUAAUAAUGCGGAAGUGGUGGUGACUCUGACACCUCCUCCUGAAAUCUUAAACAGUAGUAAUGCUCAUACCGAAUCCAAAGGUCCGAAAAAGAAAAAGGUGUCUCUGGUUGAAAAUAUUUACUGGAAGGCACUUGGACUUCUCAUUGUUAUCUGGUUGAUUAUCCUUGCUUUGCAGAUUGCUAAGAAUUACAUAAAAACCUGUACAGCGCCAUAUUGGGUGUUAGACAUUGCUCAGAUACCAGUUGCUGCAUCAUUAACUAUAUAUCAGGCGAUUAGACUGUAUAAAGGGCAGCGAAAGAUUGCGUCCAGAGGAGAAGCAGGGACGAAUUGGCGAGUACACAAGUUGAUACUUUGUUGUUGUUCAGGUUUAUUAGCUGGUAUUGUUGGAGGAUUGCUCGGUCUUGGCGGAGGUUUCAUUCUAGGUCCACUUUUUCUUGAGAUGGGAAUCCCUCCACAGGUCUCAAGUGCUACAGCUACCUUUGCAAUGACAUUCUCCGCAUCCAUGUCUGUCGUGGAAUAUUACCUUGUGAAACAAUUCCCAGUUCCAUAUGCUUUGUAUCUGUUUGGUGUGACCACCAUUGCUGGGUUGGUGGGGCAAUAUGUAGUGAAGAAAGUGAUUAAUAUGUUAGGAAGAGCUUCUAUAAUCAUCUUCAUUUUAGCUUUCACAAUCUUAGUCAGUGCAAUAGCAUUAGGUGGAACUGGAUUAGCAGACAUGAUCAAGAAGAUUCACAGAAAAGAGUAUAUGGGAUUUUAUGACAUUUGUCCAUCUGCGUAGUGUAGUGUAAUUCUGCUUAGUUCUUAGCAUUAACCCUAAGAAUAUGUUUGGUUCAUGAAAUUUUUAUUCUUGGCUUUGGUUAAAAAUUUAUACAAGGAUAUGUUUCAUAGAA